Molecule: messenger RNA, 2329 nt
Organism: Chara braunii
Lineage: Eukaryota; Viridiplantae; Streptophyta; Charophyceae; Charales; Characeae
Source: the annotation of a GenBank genome assembly
GGCGGCGGACUUAUUGAUUCGUUUUGCUGUGUAGAGAUCGUUGCGUCAAGUGAAGAAGAAGAGUUGGUUUGCUGUCUCGACUUAGUUGUGUUGGUUGAAGUGCAGAGUUGUUUUGACAGCUAUGGGUGUGAUGGAGCAAUCUUGCCCGCAUUAUCGCCCUGCGCAUCAGCGCGUUUGGCGUUUCACUUGGGCCGCGCUCUCGUUGCUGUUCAUCUUGUGGUUCUUUAUUGUAUUGGGCGUCAAUCACUGCACCAAGCAGACGAAUCCCAAAGUCGACUGUGCGGUUCCCGGUUUGGGAGUUUUCUCCUUCCAGCCUCUGAGGGAGAAUCCACUUCUCGGACCUGCCAGAAGGACACUUGUUCGAUUUGGUGCCCUUGAUCCGAGGAAGAACUCUGUGCUAAAGGAGCAGUGGAGAAUUGUAACUUGUAUUCCACUUCAUGCCGGCCUAUUCCACAUCUUGGUGAACUUGCUGACUCUUAUUUUUGUGGGAGCUCAUCUGGAAAGAGAGUAUGGGACAUUGACAGUCGUUGCCAUUUGGCUGGCUUCGGCGAUAGGAGGGGGCCUUUGGUCGGCGAUACUUCUCGUACCGGAAAACAUCUCGGUCGGGGCAUCUUUCCCGACAAUGGGCCUUGUUGGUUGCACGCUUGUGGAUAUGCUUCUGUAUGGAGAUCUGUACGUCAACAAGCUUGUUGCUGCUUAUAGUCUGUUCGUUGUGUCGGGAUUACACAUUGUGAUUGGCUUGAUGCCAAACGUUGACAAUUGGGGUCACGUUGGAGGCUUCAUCUCUGGCUUCUUUGUGAGUCUGCUGGUUCUGACACGUGUGGAGCCUAGAUGUAUGACGGAAGUGGAAGGCGGUGUGGCGGUCAAGAAAAGGAUUGAUCUUGGCUUCAAAAGGAGGAUAGAGAUUUACCGGCGACCACUCCGAAUUGGGGGAACAAUGGUGGUUGCACUUGGGUACAUUCUCGCUAUGCUUGCAAUUGCAUCUGGAGGUGACCGUCAGAAGAACUGCAAUUGGUGCCAGAACUUGAACUGCGUGGAAACAAGGUUUUGGGAUUGCCCCCCUGUGCGCCACUGGAGGCUCCCGAAGAAAGUUGUCUGCAAGGUAAGAUUUCGAUCUCCUCCAGGGCUGUCUCUUAUACACAUCUAGGUUUUGGGAUUGCCCCCCUGUGCGCCACUGGAGGCUCCCGAAGAAAGUUGUCUGCAAGAUCAAGAAGAGGACCGACAACACUGGCUGGCUUUUCUGUGCUGAUGAACCUAACAAGACUGUUGAUUUAGGAUCGCUUGAUAGAUGGAAACGACCAGAUGGGGAGGCGAAACUGAAGAUGAUCUGCAGACGGGCCUGUAGUUAGUGCCCAGCUGAGAGCCGUGUUGUGCCAACGACUCUGUGUAUAUCAUUUCCCGUUUGGUUAUCCCAGGCACUUGAUGCUUGCGGUUUUUCUCUGUCCGGGUGUCUGAAAUGCGACUGCUAAGAUUGCUGGCUUGUGUUGGUAUCUCUAGGAGAAAUUGCUGGAUGUGUAUAUCUUGCAAUUUUGCGGAAAAGCCGUGUGUGCUUAUAGAUCUGUAGGUAUCUCUAGGAGAAAAAUGGCUUGCUCCUCUCUUGACUCAGAAGGUCCAAACUGCCUGUCUGGUGAUAUUGAAUGGCCUUAGCCUUUUUCGGUAGUUUGUGUAUUAUGUGUACCAUCUCUUCCCGCAAAAGCAAAUUUGAAUUUUGCAUGCGAAAUUGUAUGUAAGUGAUUUGCUAGUCCAGCGCUCAGAAAUGUAUUUUUAAGGUGCUUCCGCUGAUGGAUUAGCCAUGUGGGGAAUAGACCUCGACUCCUGAGACCUCCAGACCUUGCUUAGUGUGAAGUUGGAGUCUUGUGGAAAUAGGUUGAACCGCGGUUUUCAGUUUUCUUGAGCUCUUUUCGGCUUUACCUUGUGUGUCUUUGUGGGCUGUAUACUUCAGCACGUGGCAGCAGCUAAGAAAAGUGUCCCUGAUCUCUUCAGCACAUGGGCUGUAUUCUUCAGCACGUGGGCUGUAUACUUCAGCACGUGGGCUGUAUACUUUAGCAUGUAGAUUGAGUGCGAGGGAUUCUCUACUUGCCUGCGACUCUGAACCUUGAGACUUGUCCUCAAGGUGUCUGGAUUAGGCCUUUUUUUUUGGACAAGGUGUGGGAGUAGCGGCAACGUGGCACGUGGACAUAUCGUACCCGUUAUGAGAGUGACGGAUGGCUAUGAUUUGGAAUGUUGACGUCGCGAUUAUUGCAAUCCCAUUCGCGAUGGAGAAUUACAUACACUCGUCCCCUCUUCUGCCCUGCUGCAUACACGUUGACGUCAACCAUGCCAAGCUAAG